Messenger RNA from Chironomus riparius, 3199 nucleotides. The record is from the annotation of a GenBank genome assembly. Lineage: Eukaryota; Metazoa; Arthropoda; Insecta; Diptera; Chironomidae.
AAUAUUGGGUGAUAUUUAGGGACAUCAACAAAAUUUUUGUUUACUAAUUUUAAAAAUAUUUGUAUUAAUCUACAAGUCGCAUUUCUCAUCGAAAUAUCAACUAUAAUCAACUAAACUGAUUAGGAAAACAGAGAAAAAAUUAAAAUGAGCCCACAUAAGUCGGCAACUUCAACAAGCAGCAGUAAUUCUAGCGGAAGUAGUUCCAGCGGCUCAGAUUCUGGUAGUUCUCGAAGUUCCAGUAGCAGUAGAUCGUCAGAUUCCUCCGAUUCAAGCUCAUCAGAUUCAAGUUCUGAUGAUGAAAGAUCUCCAGAAAAGCAAGCAAAUUCAGCUCCAAUCAAAGUUCCAGAGAAAGUAUUAGCAAGAAAAAGUCAGGAAAAGCAAUUGCCAGCUAAAGCAGCUAUACUUAAGAAUGCUGAAAUAAAAAGCUCAAAGAGUAAUCUGUCAUCAACAGAAGAUGAAAGUUCUAAAAGUCCUGUUAAAAAAGCACCAGCACAUAAUGAGAAAAAAAAGGUACAUCCACAGCAAAAAGCGUCAACGCAAGCUGCAAUUAUCCCACAAACGGGUGGCAAGGUUCCACCUAGUGUCAUGAAACAGCAUCAAGCAUUACAACAGCAUAAUAAGGCACUUGCAGCAGCCAAACUGACACCAUUCUCAAACACUCCAACUACUAAUAAGUCCAGUGUAUCACAGAAAUUGAUAGCUAAUGCUAAGAAGGCAGCAGCUGCAAAUAAAGUACUCAAAAAGAAGAGCAUAUUCUCACCAGAUAACUCGUCAGAUGAUGAAAAGCCAUCAGUUAAGACUGAUCGCAGGCUGUCAAAUAGUUCAACAAGUGGACGUGGAAGAGGAAGGCCUCGAAAACAAGGAAAUAAUGCUAAUUCUUCAUCAUCAAGUGUCCCAAAAACUACGCCCACAAAAACACCUAAUGAGAAACAGAAACAACCAGAAAUUAAGAAAGAUGUAUCAUCAGCUAGUUCCACAUCAACAGAUUCAUCCACAGCAUCAUCGAAUUCGGACUCAGAUUCAGAAAGUGCAAUUCCAAGUCGAAAAUCAGCUAGAAUGAGCAGCGUUAGAAAAUCAAAACAUCUUGGUGGCUCAAUAAAGUCCGAAACAGAAACAGAUGACAGUACAAAACGAUCGAGUACAAGAAGUCCAGUCAAGAAAAUUCCAUCAUUGAUUCCAACAAAAGGAAAAUCAAAGCAAAAGAAAAUUGAACAAAAACUUAAUUUGAAUUUAUCAAAAGACUCACAGCCUGAAGAGAAAGGAUGUCCGUUGGAAGGAUGUAAUUCAAAUGGACAUUUGAGUGGAAAUUAUGAUAAGCAUUUUACAUUAGAAGCAUGUCCAGUAUUUCAUAAUUUGACACUGGCUGAGACUAAAAAUAAUAUCCCUGACAGAAGAAAACGUAAUGAUGAACGAUCAAAAGCACUAACAGAGUUUGAGCCUAAGAAGCCAGCAACACCAGAACAAAAAGCAUAUUUACAAAAGAUUCGUGAUAUGAGAUCAAAGUUUAAGCCUGGACCUAAAAUCCAUGACGAUUAUCGUGGCGACGAUCGAGAGCCAAUGUUGGCAGGAACUGUCUCCGAAUAUGAUCUACAAUUAUUUCGUGAUGCACAAGCACUAGCUAGUGAAAACAUUGAAAAUGAACUUAAACAAUUGCCAUGUCGUGGUAGUGUUAAGUAUGUAGUAAUGGGAAAACAUAAUAUGGAAGUUUGGUAUCAGAGCGUCUAUCCUGAAGAUGUUCAACGACUUCCAAAACUUUAUCUUUGUGAAUUUUGUUUGCGUUAUCAAAAAUCAGAAGUAACGAUGAAAAGACAUGCAGCAAAAUGUGUCUGGCGACAUCCUCCAGGCGAUGAAAUUUAUAGAAAAGGAAAAUUGUGUGUAUGGCAAGUUGACGGAAAAAGACAUAAAAACUAUUGCCAGUAUUUGUGCUUAUUAGCAAAAUUCUUCUUGGAUCACAAAACACUCUAUUUUGACGUUGACCCCUUCCUUUUCUAUAUUAUGACAAUAGCUGAUGUUGAGGGCUGUCAUAUUGUCGGUUAUUUUAGUAAGGAAAAAAAUUCAUUUCUUAAUUACAACGUGAGUUGUAUUCUGACACUUCCACCGUAUCAACGCAAAGGCUAUGGACGGCUUCUGAUAGACUUCAGUUAUUUAUUGACUCGUGUGGAGGGUAAAAUUGGAUCUCCAGAGAAACCAUUGUCUGAUCUCGGCCUUAUAUCAUAUCGAUCGUAUUGGAAGGACGUUCUUCUGGCAUAUUUAUGUUCUCAUUCGGGUCGUACGCUCAGCAUCAAAGACAUUUCACAAGAAAUGGCCAUCAAUUCUUAUGACAUCGUCAGUACAUUACAAGCUCUGGGAAUGAUGAAAUAUUGGAAAGGCAAGCACAUCAUCUUAAAGAAGCAGGAUAUACUAAAAGAUUAUGAAGAGCAGUCGAAGAAGCGGAAUUCAUUGAAAAUUGACCCGAAUUGCCUUCAAUGGACGCCUUUUGUGACACCGCAACAAGCUCAACAAGUCUCAAAAUCUCAGCCAACAUAAAUUGUAGGAUAAUUUUUUUAGGAAAGCACAUAUAUAAAAAAGAAAAACUUGAGUUAUAUAAUUGAUGCUUAACAUGCUAACAAGUAGAAGUGAAAUUGAGAGAAAAAAAAAAUAUUCGUUUUAGAACCUGUAAAAAAUGUACACAUUUUUGUAUUAGGGGUUCCAUGUGAAAGUCUAAGUUUAUUUGGAGGUUGGAAUAAAACAACAGAUGAAACAUUUUGGAAUAUCCCUCGGUAAGAUUUUAUUACUGUUUAAUAAAAAUCUCACAAAAUGUUAACUUUAGUUCUGCAUAUUAGAAAUUGGGAAGUCAUCUGCGGUCCCCCUUUGAAAUUGAGGAGGGGGGGGGGGGGUCAGAAAUUUUUAAACUUACCGAAAAAGGGGAUGUGAAAAGUAAUUUUUUUUCUUAACAUUAAAAGUAAGCUUCCUAGAAUUUGAUACCAAUUAAGCUUGCUGAGCUUGAGUCAUCUAACCUGAAAUCCUAGUAAAGACUUUUAAGUUUUUACUAUUCGAACUUCGAAUUUUAGAGAUUCUUUUUUUACGGAUUUCGAAUCUUCAGAGUUCUUAUUUUCAAAAAAAGUUCAAUAUGAGUUCUUUUCGAGUAAUUUGUAAUUUUGGUGUGCAUUUAUACUAAUUAUAAUGAUUAUGAUAAAUGUAUAUUCUUCAAAGUUAAAAA